AUGGAAUUUGCAGAGAUUAACGUAGCACGCCUUUUCGGCUUGCGUGGUUCGAGUGGCAUAGUCCGCGUCAGUCCAGGCUUGCUUCAGCGCGAUAGAGAUGCGAGGAACAUAGUAGAUCGCAUGGGCCUAGCGAGUCAAAAGGCUCAAGGCCUUGGAGCGCCCGUCACCACCUCCAGCUGCCUCACCAUUGCAGCGGAAUUUAUGGAGGCUAGUAUGAGUAUCAGUAUCUAUACUAGACAAUUUUUGAUUAUUACAUAGGUCAAUAUACUUGCUAGAAAAUAGCCUUUUUUUGUUUUUUCUACCUUCCUCUGACUGGUCUUUGUUUUUUUAGUUAGGUCUGCUCCACCACAAUUAAUACAUCUUCUGUCAUAAUUAUGUAUCCUCCACUUCUUGUUCGUGCAGUCCCGCUCCUGUGGGUCAUCAGCUCCGUCACAGUGUCCAAGUGAGUCAUCAAGGAAUACAGGCGAAGAUGUUACAGGAACAAUGAUGGCAUGUCCAACAGCACAAGCGACGUGAUGAUUCUCUAAUAAUCACAAUAGUCCUCAUGUGCAACGGCUUUACCUAUUAAUCCGAGAUAUGCGGUUUGUGGUAGGUCUCCUAAAAUUCGGCCGCAAGAAGCUGUUCGUCCAACUCGGAGAGGGGAGCUUGAACAAGAUUCAUUAUGAUAUAUUUAUAAUGAUUGGGAUCAUUCCGAUUUCUAUAUUUCACUGUUAUAACAUUGUGAUCAUGCUCGUGAGUUCGCCUCUGUGUAAGUUUUGCUUCAAAGUUGGCCGGUAGGGGUCAAACCUGAAGUACAUGACCAUGACCAUUGUGGUGUAAACAUUGUUCAAUGAUCAGCGUGGAAACAUAGAUCAUUGCCGUCGAGUUUCUUUAUUUUGAUAGACAACAUCAGGUCAACGUCUUCAAGAUAAAGCUCGUGUAGGACAAAGCACACACAACUUUUUCGAGUCUCUACUUCUAAUUCGACGGCGGAUACGACAUCAACAAAAGGGGACUGUGGGAAGCUGUUGAUGCCUACUGCGUGUUAGAUUUCUACGUUCAUGAGUCACGCCAACGCCAAGGCGAGGGUCGAACCCUAUUCGAUCAUGCUUUGUUUAUGACUUUGACUCGGUACUGUACAGAGAGACUAUACAACAUCGUCCUCUCUGUACAGACUGUACAUCAUCUAGGUUAUAGAUUUAGAAGGUAUAGGGAUCGAUGCUGGAGUUUAAUUAUGUGGCGUCUGAUAGACAUGCUUGUUUGAUUAUCCUGCAGCUUGAGCUGGUCCUGGUGCGAUAUUAUAUAAUUGUAUUUCAGUGCCGAGUGUGGUCGCCGACCACCUGAGAUGAAUUGUGGUAAACAGGUAGAAGUAACUAGCACACAAUACAGCAUGGGAAAUAUGCUCAUGCUUCAUGAUUGUUUCAAGAGUCUGUUCUUGAGAUUUGCUACUCCAUCAAAUGAUAAUCCAUCAUUCGUUCGUCAUCUCUUCUACAACCUUCUAAUCUUCCUCUUGAAAGUGUUGUGAAUCCAGCUCAGCUUGCGUAUGACAGACCUUCGAGGAAGCUCCUGGGAUUCCUCUCAAAGCACUUUGGUCUGCGACAAUACACACCCCAAGCUAUGAAAAGCAAAACUGUUAUCAUUAUCAAGUUUCUGAAGUAGGAAAGUACGAUAAUGAUAGCAGAUUUUGGUUUCAUACAAACCAACAACUUCGUUCUCUUUGACGACUUCUUCUUAGACCACAGUUGCGCAGACACGACUUCGAGUUUGAAGAAUAGACUAGACGCACAACGAAGCACUUCGACUUCGAGUUUGAAACGCGCAACGAAGCAACCUUCUAGUUUUGCUGCUCCAUCGUGCGUGGAAUUCGAUGUAGUAGAAGCGCGUCACGGCGACCAUACACAAGUUCUUGCUCAGAGGUAUAUGGAUGUAGACCUUCAAGAGAUGCUGGCUCAGAAAACCAAAGCAGCUUGCGCUGCUCAUUCACCUUCUUCACCAUCUAGGACGUCAGCAAUUUCUCGACCACAUGGGAAAGGACCACAAGGAGGAAGCACUACAAGAUCAAAAAAAAAAUUCCAAAAAACGACAGUCGAGGUCGAUGGAGCAGGAGGUGGCGGUGGGGGAAUAUCAGUUUCCGAUAUUCCUGAUGAGUUUCAGCGGUUGCUUGCCUACUUAGGAACAUUUUUUUUGAAGUGAAAUAGUUUCUUGAAUUCUAAGGCCAAUGAGAUUGUUAAGAUUUCCCUCCAGGCCUAAUUCUGAGAUCAAGGGUUGAAUUCUUCCUAGUACUGCCAGAUUCAAUUCAGUGGACUUGUCCACCGCAAUAAAGUUUUCAAGCAAACCCCUUCACCCUACGAAGCCCUCUAACCUAGUCCGAUCACGGCAAAAGCAGUAGCUUUAAGGCUCAACUUUCAAUGGUCAUUGGAGUUGGUCAGUGAGAUCGAAGAGGCGACCCCUUGAGAGAACAGGGGAAAACGAAGGGAAAGGGGAGAACUUUGAAGGGGGUCCCUUCCGUUCAGAGUCAGUGACCACUGAAGGCUGAGCUUUAAUAGCUCCUCUCAAGGAGGAGACGAGGGCAGAGGACAGGAGAGCAAAUCGGUGUCGGCGUCUUCUGCGUUCGUCAGGUUAUGCUGAUCUUCAUGAACAUACAGUAUGCUGCAUACUGAUGUGAUACUAGUACUCCCAGAACUCUAUUUCUAAUUCUAUUUUUUUAUGACGGUGAAAUUUGGUUCCAAGCCCAAAAUGGGCCUGAAAAAGUCAGGAGUCGGAAGCGCUGAUGGUCGCUCCAGGGGGCCAGCAUAUCCGACGCGUCUUCACGUGUCCGGCGCCAGGUUGCAAACUGGGAGUUGGAUGGAAAGCGUUGGUAACCAAAUUUCACCGUCAUAUUCUUACUUGUGAUUGAUAGGACUUGAAAACUUCUUGUUCUUGCGGUAAGUACUAGAUGAAGAAUUAGAACAAGUAUGUCGUGGUUCUUUUUACAUGAAUUAUUACAAUUUCUGAAGAACUAGAAGUAUGUGGUUCUUUUUACAUGAAUGAUUACAAUUUCUGAAGAACUAGAAGUAUGUGGUUCUUUUUACAUGAAUUACAAUUUCCAUCUCCUGCUAGCUUCCUCGACUUCACGACGAGAACUCUGCUUUUGUUUUUUUUUUGACAAAAGAAGCACAACAAGUUUCCUUUGUCUAACUACGAGUGCGACCACAUCAAGACGAUUGCAAUACGCCACUUCGAAUACAACGUAUGGAGCAGGCUUUGGAGGUGGCUUUGAAGCAUUGAUGAGAGAGUUCCCCACGCAGCGAUUCUCGAGAACGAUGGCUCAGAGCUUUAGAAGAACGAGGCCGAUUUUGUGAAGAUAAGUAUUGUAAAGAACUUCCUGGUUUAGGAAAGCACGACUCAUACCCAUUUUGAUGAAGAAGAACUUCACGCUGUCGAUGUCGAAGGAAAAGCUAUUUUGGGUCGAGGAAAAGCUGUAGUGGUUCGAUGCCACGGGAAACGAGAAGCAGGGUGGACAGAAACCCAUCCCCAUCGAGUUUUUGAAACACUUGCAAAGAAGAUACAAUGUGAACCACCAUUGAAAUGCAACGAAGGGUGACAAAUCGUGACGAAAUCUUAGUAGAAGAAGUGUCCAAAAGAGCUCUUUCGCAACUUCCUG
This is a messenger RNA of Amoebophrya sp. A25, 3622 nucleotides long. NCBI's taxonomy places the organism in Eukaryota, Dinophyceae, Syndiniales, Amoebophryaceae. The record is from the annotation of a GenBank genome assembly.